Molecule: messenger RNA, 180 nt
Organism: Scutellospora calospora
Lineage: Eukaryota; Fungi; Glomeromycota; Glomeromycetes; Diversisporales; Gigasporaceae
Source: the annotation of a GenBank genome assembly
AAUGAAAUUCAAAAAAUUAAUAAAAUCAUAUCUCAAUUUGACUCCAAAUUUCUUCUACAAAUUAAUCAUAUCCUCUCUAAUACUUUAAAUUAUACAAAAGAAGAGGAGAUAUUUCAAACUAUUCGUAAAAUAUCUGAUGUGCAGAGAAAGAAUGCAUUAAAUCUUAUUGAAUUAAUGUGA